ACUAAACUACUACCACAACUUGGUUUACUAUUUAUAAAAUAUAAUAAUGUAGGGUUACCUGGAACUUGAAAUAGGCCACACGGCCUGAAUCUACACUUCCCUCGCUAAACACCUUCGUUUCCUCAUAAAUAGGCCUUGAUCCCAUCUACGCAGUGUAGGGAGACUGUUUUGCUGUUAGAUCACGUCCAAAUAUGCAAAGUGCGCGAGAUUGGUGAAAUGCUUACAACAGGGAUAGGUUGAUUGGCAACACUAAAUGGUCCCUAGUGUGUAAAUGUGAGUGUGAAUGUUGUCUGCCUAUCUGUUUUGGCCCUGUGAUGACGUUGCGACUUGUCCAAGGUGUACCCCACCUUCCGCCCGAUUGUAGCUGAGAUAGGCACUAGCGCCCCCGCGACCCUAAAGGGAAUAAGCGGUAGAAAAUGGAUGGAUGGAUAUAUAGUGUAUCAACCUGUUGUUAACGCAGCGUCCCAGCAUAGUACAAUGCAGUAUUUGUACAACAGCAGCCCCUAGUGGCCGUUCUGGUGAACUCCGCAGCUAGCUAGCUACAAUUUAGCUUCCUUGUCCACAAUCGAGAUUUAGCAUUUUAACCCAAACACGAGUGCGAAACAUGCAAAGUGUAACACUCAAACGGACCUGCGGCCACUGAAGCAUAACUCACGCACCACAGGGGGACGUUCGUCCACGCUGCAGGGCUUCUCCUCGAGGGAAACAUGUCGGGGGUUAAAAGGAAAAUAGAGGACGGCGAUCCUGACUAUGAGGAUGUUGCAUUAAUCCAAAAUAGUAAGCGAAACAAAGCGGCUGAAUUAAGUGCCCGAGAUGCAGCAGUGCAGAAGAUAGAAGCCAUCAUCACCAAGCAGUUCUCCUUGGAGAUGAAGAACAAAGAACAUGAGAUAGAUAUUAUCAGCCAGCGACUCAAUGAAGCCAGAAGGAUGAUGGACAAAUUGCGAGCAUGCAUCGUGGCCAAUUACUAUGCAAAUGCUGGCCUGACAAAACUCCCGGAGCCCUCCAAGAGUGAGCCCGUGGUGUUGAAUCAUCCAGCCAUCCGACGAUUCCUGGAGUCGCCGUCACGUUCCUCCUCCCCUCUCAACCACGGGUCAGAGACGCCUUCCCUGGGCCAGUCAGAGUCCGAGUCCUUGUCGCAGCACGGCGACGCCACUGACAAGGAUGCAGAGGGGGCAUGGCGGGAAGAGAGCAGCAGUAGGCAGGAACAAAGGCCGGGACGCAACAUUGGCAAGGACACAUUUGGUGUGCCUGUGGCCUUGGGAAGUGAGCAAAGGGUGACCUACCACACCACUGGAGAUGAGGCAUCCCGAGUCUAUGCAAAGAAGACUAUUGUUGUGGGCAAUGUGUCGAAGUAUAUCCCUCCAGACAAGCGUGAAGAGAACGACCAGUCGACUCAUAAGUGGAUGGUGUACGUCAGGGGCUCCCGAAAGGAGCCCACCAUUGACCACUUCGUAAAGAAAGUCUGGUUCUUUUUACACCCCAGCUACAAACCUAACGACCUGGUGGAAGUCAGUGAGCCUCCUUUUCAUUUAACCCGUCGUGGUUGGGGUGAAUUUCCUGUAAGGAUCCAGAUCCACUUUAAAGACCCUCGCAACAAACGUAUUGACAUCAUCCAUCAGUUGAAGCUUGACAGAACAUACACUGGGUUGCAAACACUGGGUGCUGAGACUGUGGUGGACGUGGAGCUCCAUAGGAAUUCUCUUGGUGAGGAUUACAUCUUGCAGCCAUCUACCUCCAAGGUGACCCAUAGGGCAAAAAGCCCAAUGGCGGUCAUGUGUGCUCCUCAGUCUGGCCAACGCUCCAGUUCGCCCAUCUUCCCAGAUUCAAAUUUUGAAAAAGGUUUAGUCAAAGCAGAGACGUCUGCGGGAUGUCAUAGCUCAGGUCUGGCUGCAGGUGAACGCACGCCGACGCGACCCAAAGCCAGUGACAGGAUCACUUUGGGUUCCCAUGGCAACUCCGCUUUCCAUCCCAUUACAGCAAGCUGCAAAAUACUUCCUCAAGGGCAGCCUCCAAGCCCUGCUGAGUCUCCUGGGAAGUCGUUCCAACCUAUAACGAUGAGCUGCAAAAUAGUCUCUGGUUCUCCCAUCUCCACGCCAAGCCACUCACCGCUGCCUCGCACGCCCACAUCAUCCAUUUCAGUCCACAGCAAACCCAGCUCGUACUCUGUGCUCAACAACCCUUAUGUCAUCGUCGACAAGCCCGGCCAAGUCACCGGCGUGACGUCCUCGUCUGCCGCUUCCGCAGGAAGCCCAACGUCUAAACAGUCUGCUGCUCAGGGAACUCGCUCACCAGCCCCUAAAAUGCACACUGCCACCUUCCUCUCAUCGGGAAUGAAAGUUAUCAUUAAGCAGGAGCCAGGAGACGUUUCAAUGCAGCAGCAGCAGCAGAUGGCUUCAACAGUGACCCAACCAGCUGCUCCAGCUGCACAUCCGUUUGUCUCAGUCAAAGGAGGUCACAUGAUCUCCAUGUCGGCCCAGAAACAGGCUGUAGGGGCCUCUGGGCCCACGACUAGCAAAAUGUUAAGCAUUCCAGUGAGUUCGACGCUACAGUCAGCGGUAAAACAGGUGGCCAUCAGCAGCGGGCAAAUUCUGGUUGCCAAAGGCAACCCCUCUGUCUCCAAGGUUGUGGGUGGGAAGCAGGUUUUGGCUCAGGGAGUGGCCAAAGCCAUUGUCAGUGGUGCUAGUGGCAUCUCCGGUCAGCAGGCUGCAGUCAAGGCAGGCAGCGGUUCGAGUGGCAAAACUGGAGUGAUGGCUACACUGCAGCUGCCGGCCAACAACCUGGCUAAUCUGGCAAAUUUGCCACCGGGCACCAAGCUCUACUUGACCACCAAUAGCAAAAACCCCUCAGGGAAGGGCAAGCUGCUGCUUAUCCCACAGGGAGCCAUCCUCAGAGCCUCCAAUGCAGGUCAGCAGUCUCAGAGCAGCUCGUCAGCGAGCGCUGGGAGCUCUCAGACACCCUCGUCUUCCUCAUCCAGCAGUUUGCCUUCCAACCUCUCCUACACAUCCUACAUCCUUAAACAGACCCCGCAGGGCACUUUUUUGGUGGGCCAGCCAUCACAGGGCUCGGGGAAGCAGGCAAGCUCUGGUGUGGCGGCACAUGCUACCUCAUCUCCAGCAACCUCUCCUCAGCAGGCCAUCCGGGUUACAGCGGGGCAGAAGGCGGCUAUUUUGGCUCAGGUGGUGGGCGGCUCCCAGACUGCACAAGUGAAGUUGUCGGACGGUUCUGUUAAGACGGUGACAGCGGGCGGGCACUUAUCCAAGCCGGGAAUGACCACAUUGAGAAUGACAGGUGGAGUCAUCACUGCCGCUAGCUCCACCGCCAGCUCUGCCAAUGCCACUACAGCUGCCAACCAGCAGCAACAGCCUGCUGAUAGUGGAAAGUCGGCCUCCCAGCACCACUCUCUCUUGGUGGCAGCCAACCAAGCAGCAGUGAUCAGUGCAGCCAAGAGUGCCAGCGCUGCAGGAGGAGCAAGCGGCUGCAGCCUGUCAAAGUCCGCUUCGGCCACCUUGGUCAAAGGCUGCGCUACCUCUUCUGCCAAAAGUGUCGUCGGUUCACCCGGCGCUGCAGUAACAGUCGCCAAAGGCCUCCCCACCAUGCCGGUGAUAGGCAUGGUCACAAGUGCAACCGUGGGGUCUGUGGGCAGCGUACCCAAAAGCGGUAGCACAUCACUGGUCACAGCAGCAUCGCUAGUUAGCGGCAUGCCGGCAUCUGCGGUUGGAGGAAAGACUGGUGCAGCUCUAUCAGGCAUGUUGAAAAUCCACUCUGGAGGUUCUAACUCGCAGCAGACGGUUUUGACCAUCCCAGCGAACCAGCUCAAGCAGCUCGGCGUAGCCAGUGCCUCUGGUGGGCUGCAAACCAUACUCAUGCCUGUUGGCAAAGUGAAGACAGAACCAGGCACAUCUGUCACAGCUGUUCCUUCACCCCCAGCAACUGCCCCUCUAUCAAUGUCUACCCACGUUAGCCCUGCAGCUACCAUGGUCAAGCAAGAGCAAGGCGCCGAUCAUUCUAUGCAUGACCUCAUCAACACGGAGCACAUAGAGACCAUGAUGCAGUUGCUGACAGCUGUGGUGAAGAGGUUCCCUCUUAUUGUGCCAGAUAAGUCUGAAGACUCGCAUCCAUUCUGUGCCUCUUCCACAGAACAAUAUUAUUCUUGGAAUAUUGGAAAGCGCAGGGCAUCAGAGCUUCAGCGAGCUGUGGCGGUCAAGCGGGCCAUCCAGAACUUGUUGGACCACUCACCUCGCCUCCAGGCUCUCACACCCUUAAAGACAAGAGAGGUGGUGCAGUGGUGUCGGCACAGGGGCUACACGCCGCCUGACCCUGAACCACAACGCAAGAAUGAUGACGAGUCCAUCGAGGACAUCCUCACGCAGAUUGACAGCGAGCCAGAGUGCCCCUCCACCCUGAGUAGCUGUGAAGAGCUGGUUCUGCGGUUAGAGCAGAUGCAAGCUCUGCUGAAGACCGAACCGGAGGAGGCUGACAACGAAAUAGUCGACAUCGUCACCGUGAUGCCUCCGUGCCAGAAACUAAAGGUCAAGGAGGAGGAACAAGAGGCUGACACUGAGCCCAAGUUUUUCCUGGGACCCUGUGUGUCGGCUCAGUUUGUCAGCGAGGCGACCCAGCAGAUCGGGAUUUCCUUUGUACCAGUGGAGAUGGAGAAGAAUGUUUUUGCGCCAGUUAUUGAGGCUAUGAUUCUUAAGGCAACAGAGCAGUUGGCCAGUGACAUUCUGAGAGAAGCUCUUGCUGGAGCCUUUGCCAAAUCCCCCCAGAACAGGGCUCCGAGGGAGAUCACAGCCAUGGAUAUCCACCAAGCCAUCUGUAGCAUCCCCACCUGUGAUUUCCUCACCAACUCGCACAUGGGUUGCCUCGCCAAGGACAACUGAUGAUGACAAUGAGAAGAAAACUCCACAUUCCUACCAGAAGGUCCUGUCAUUACCUUGUUCACUGAAGGGCUCACCUUGCUGCUCCUAGUACUGUUUGAACUGUAGUACUCCUGCAUACCUCAUCAGAACCAAGUGUUUCCUGUCACACAGCCUGCUUGUUCAUCACCCACAACUUACAUUCUUAUUAUUCAUCGUUACGCUCCCUCGACCACUACAGGGAGGCUGUUACCAUGGUAACAAAGGCUCUGCCAUCAUCAGCAACCUUUGAUGUAGUACUGUAUGGCGUUUUACCCGCCGCGGGUAAUUAUCAUCAUGCAAUCGGUGCAGGUUCUACUCAUGUGCCGUGGUCCACACCGUUAUAUUAUUGUAAUGGCAUACGAUUAGUUAUUCAUGUAAUUAUGAAGAAAUAUUUUUAUGAUCGUUUGCAUUCUUGUCUCAAGUCUCAGUAUUUAUAACAGUCAAGUACACAUUGUAUAUGAGCAAUGUUAAAUAGAUGCCAUUUUAUAUUUUUUAUCCAAGCUCAUACCCUGACAAGGAGUGUUUGUGUAUGCGAGUGAGAGUGUGUGUUUGGUGGACCGAUAGUCAAUUUGAUGUAACAAAACACUUUUAAAUGUUUAUCAUGAGAUAAGUGUGGGUCUAAAGUGAAUGUAGGAGCUCAAUUAGUGUAUUAACAAUACUCCUAAUGAUGUACUUUCAUGUUUCAGUGAAAACAAAAAAAAAAUAGCCAUCAAUAUUCUUGUAAUAAACAACACCGGUAAGUGUGA
Messenger RNA from Nerophis ophidion (straightnose pipefish), 5644 nucleotides. RefSeq names its product YEATS domain containing 2 (gene yeats2). Gene Ontology annotation, biological process: chromatin remodeling; regulation of transcription by RNA polymerase II. The transcript has 29 exons. Bases 708 to 4880 code for a protein of 1390 amino acids. Gene Ontology annotation, molecular function: histone binding. Lineage: Eukaryota; Metazoa; Chordata; Actinopteri; Syngnathiformes; Syngnathidae. Gene Ontology annotation, cellular component: NuA4 histone acetyltransferase complex. The record is from RefSeq and is a predicted model, not a curated record.